ACUGCCAUGCCCGAAAGCGCUACCGUACAGUACCAUUCAACCCGGACCUGGAUACUGAAAGAUACUCACUUUUCUCCACGAUUCAAAAGCACAGCAAAAAGCUUCCACCAAAGAUUCUCACAAUUUUUCUUUCAGAACAGCAACCACCAUCACCAUGAAGGCCAGCAAUACUACUACGAAGAGCACCCUUAGUAGUUCGUCCAGUACCAUUACUGCUUCUACAUCCUCUAUUGCUACGUCUUCAUCAGUCCAAGAACGAUGGAGUGAAGCCAACAUUGCCUCGACGGUUCAACUGUGGAAAUUUGACACACGGCAAGAAUCCAUUUUGCGGCAACUCCAGCCGCUUUUAAAGGAUAUCGAUCAUUGGAAGAAUGAUCCACACGAAGUGGCGCGGUACAUGAAGGACUUUUACAAACUGUCGGUACCCAAAAUGGCAGACAAGUUUCGUCACAUGGUGGAAUGGCGGAUUUCCGAACGCAUGGAUACCUUUUGUGCAUCCUACUAUGGACAUCCACCGCCGCCCAUUUUCAGCUACUUUCCCAUUUUUCUAUUGGGCGGGUACGACUACGAAGGAGAUCCCAUUUACAUGAUUCGACCGGGAGUCCUGGAUGCCCAAGGACUCUUAUCCUUAACAUCGGCCAAGGAUAUUUUGGACUAUGUCAAGUUUCUUCAAGAAGUCACGUUGACACGGUACACUCCAGGCAUUCCCAAGCAUUGGAAUUGGCAAACCGAACAUUACGAGAAAACACAUGGUGGAAAACGCUUUACGCAAUUCACUGUCAUUGUCGAUUUGCAGGGCUUGGGGCGACGUCAUUUGCGAGGCAGUUUCUUUGGCGUUCUCCAACAAAUUACGAGAAUCGGACAAGACUAUUAUGCCGGAGUCCGCAAACGCAUCUUGAUUGUACGAGCUCCUCGCAUCUUUCAACUGGUAUGGAACGUCGUCAAGGUCUUUUUGGACGAACACGUUCACGAACUCAUUUCCAUUUCCACACCGGCGGACUAUCAUCAAGUCUGUGACCGAUAUCUCGAUCGCAAAAUUUUGCCACCGGAAAUGGGAGGACAAGGACGGGCCAUGCCGGGGUUCUUUCACGAAUUCAUUCGCAUGAAUGGAGGCAUGAUCCCCAAAGACGUUGGUACCAAAAGGUCGGGGCCGUUUGCAAAGGGUGCUCUCACCACCAGUCCAACGUUUGACAUGUCCGACGAUGACGACAACAACGAGCCAUUUACAGCUCCCACUACUACUGCGAUUGCUGUCAAGUCAUUGCUCCGAGGACACUUUGACGUAUCGUCCAUAACCAACGAGGUAACGACAGUCUCCCUGGCGGGGAAACGGACGCGACCAGAGACAAUCAACUAUUCCGCGAGAAUCUGAUAGUACUACCUGGCAAAUCCACGUAAAGCGUUGUGCUCUCAGCUUGGGGAAUACAAUUUUGUUUCUAUUAGCCUCUACGAUUGAUCAUUCUUCUAUUACCUCGGCAGGUUAACUGCCUGAGUCCUCUACCCCUUUAAUGGCAAAUGUUCUGUCUGUGGGAUCCCCCUGGUUUUUGUCUGUGGGAUCCCCUCGUUUUGUGUCUGUGGGAUCCCCUAUCCCAGUGAAGCCAGGGUAUAAGGAUAGAGAUAAUGUAAGCUGGCAAAACUGGAAAUUGAAGGUUCAAUAAAAGUUAGGGGUAGGAAUAUAUCAAUGUAAUUUAAGGUUAGUGCACUCAGGACAAAAACACAAUAAGCCAGCA
Molecule: messenger RNA, 1730 nt
Organism: Seminavis robusta
Lineage: Eukaryota; Bacillariophyta; Bacillariophyceae; Naviculales; Naviculaceae
Source: the annotation of a GenBank genome assembly